Messenger RNA from Peniophora sp. CBMAI 1063, 255 nucleotides. The record is from the annotation of a GenBank genome assembly. NCBI's taxonomy places the organism in Eukaryota, Fungi, Basidiomycota, Agaricomycetes, Russulales, Peniophoraceae.
AUGUCCGACCCCAUCCCGCUCGAGACGUACGCAGACCCGGACACAUUCGGGCUCAAGCGCGACUUUCGCAGGCUCGGUACGGCAUUGGGUCGAAGCCGUCCUUCGCAGCAGGCAGCUGGAGGCGCUGGAAACGCGACAGCACCCGUCAACAUCCGUGCAGGCGCUGGCGAGCGAGCACCCCGCUCGCUUCUCGAGAAGACGUGGGCCUACAUCGAGAUGCAUGUUUGCUGCGGGGGCGGCGCGGGCGUAGAGUGA